AUGGACUCCUCGUUCUCCCAAGACAGCACUCGUGGCCUCAUGGUUCCACCAGUAACGUCCGGUCCAACCACACCGGAACUGUCGCAUGUGCCGCUACCUGCCGGCGCAUCGAAACCGCUCAGCAGCAUGACUCCACCACCUUCAACGCAGCUGCCAUCAUCUUCGAGCCAUGUAAAGACGCGCACGCCGACUCCGGCUGCAUCCCAUAUCUCGACACCUCCGCCGACGAUCGAGCUGGCAGGGCAGUCGCAGAGCAGUCGCAUGAGCAGCGGCAUAUCCGGGCUGGAGCAUGCUUCUUCGGAACAGCUCAAAGCCAAGAUUGCGGAACUUCAAACCUCAUGUCGCGAGGCAAACAUGUCUGCAGCACACCAUAAACUACAAUACCAGAUGCUAGCUCAAGAAAGUGCGGCAGCAAUCGAGCGCUUGGCUGUGGAAGCGCGCAUGGCUCAAUCCGAGAACGAGGUGCUAUAUCAUGCCGAACAUACCAAGACCGUGGCGACUCCAGUCUCGUCGACUACACAAGCGGGAUUCAUGCCCAUUGAGAAGGAGUUGUACCAUCGCAUGUGCCGUGAGAUCCAGCUGCUCGGAGAAGCGAACCAAGGUCUCGAUGCGGAAUGUCGGAGACAGAACAGGAUCAUUGAGCAUCAGGAGACCGAGAUCGCAAGCUUGAGUGACAAAGUCACUCUGAUGCGUGAGCGUAUCAGGGAAAGUAGAGAGCACAUGCACAAACUCCGCAGAGUCCAAGCGCCGGUCCAGAUGGAUGCAACGCCUCGUUCCGCGUACAACACCCCUCACCGUGGUCCGGCAAGAUCACACCAGCAACCCCAGCGGUUUGAAGCCCUACUCCAAGCCUCGGAAAUUGCCAGCCAGGAGUCUGCUCGUGCUGGUCCGCCUGGCAGAAAGGGGCAUCAGAGAAACAUUCACAGCAUGUCAAGCCUGCCAUCCACACCACAUAGAAUGCCUCCUCCAUCUUACCACACACCACACGGCCGGCAAGCUCCAGCGAGAAUGCCAGCGACCGCGCCUAUGCCUCGCAUCCCCGGUGCUCUGCGUACCCCCGACAUCUACAAUCACCAGUCUCUACCAGUCCCACACGAGGAAGGCCCACAAUCUGAUGGGACUGUCUCUGCUUCGGAUAACGAAGAUGACAGUGAGGCAGAGACCGACAUCAUCGAGCCAGAGGAUGACGUCGGGGAAUCGUUCGCUUCUCGGGCUGCGACACAAAUGCUGCGUCCCACCAAGGAGCAAGCCAAGCGUGAUAGCUUCAAGGGAAGUGGUAUGCUUCAGUCGAACCCAGAGAGACCAUUGAAACAAACAAAGCUAUUUGGGGCUGUGCGGAAGGCCAAUGUUGACAGGGUUGACGAACGUCCUGCCAAGCGUCCGAGGGCGGAUGACAUCCAGGAGCCUGCGCCUGUGGGUCUUGGUAUCGCAGGAGUGAGACAUUGA
This is a messenger RNA of Ramularia collo-cygni, 1446 nucleotides long. RefSeq lists its product as uncharacterized. The record is from RefSeq and is a predicted model, not a curated record. The coding region runs from base 1 to 1446 and encodes 481 amino acids. The transcript has a single exon. Lineage: Eukaryota; Fungi; Ascomycota; Dothideomycetes; Mycosphaerellales; Mycosphaerellaceae.